This is a messenger RNA of Rotaria sordida, 498 nucleotides long. NCBI's taxonomy places the organism in Eukaryota, Metazoa, Rotifera, Eurotatoria, Philodinida, Philodinidae. The record is from the annotation of a GenBank genome assembly.
AUGCAAAAUAGUACAAAACGAGACUAUCAAAUAAAACGUACAGAAUUAUUUGAUGGUGAUGUUCAUCUUCAACAAUUAUCAAAUCAUCAUUGUCCUAUGAUGGCUCGAUCUUGUUGUUGUAUAAAAUCAGCUUGUGGAUGUGAUAGUUAUUGUGACGUAGCAUCAACAAUUCAAGUUGAAGGAGAAUUAGCUGGACUUUAUUGGUAUUCAAUUGAUCAAGCAUUUCUUCUUUCACAAUAUUCAACAUUUUCACUCUCAUUUGUACAAGCAAAUAUUAAACUAGAAAAAUAUUCUGGAUUACAAAUCUAUUUUCAUGAACAAACACAAGAAGAAAAACUUCAAAGAAAAUAUCGAAAUGAAUUGGAUCGAUUUUUAUCUAAAGGAAAUCUUACUGUUAGAGAAGAUGGAUGUGUUGUUGAACAAAUUCAUUUAAAUAAUCUUUCUCAAGAGGAAAACCAAGAUUUAGACUGUGAAAAUGAUCUUAAUGUUAGUUAUUAA